GAUCGGCUCAUUGGCAAUAAAAAACGAAAAAGUGAUAGGGUUUGAUCUAGGGUUAACAUGGAUUGCGGCGGGGAAGAUGAGACCUCCGAGGAGAAUCAACAGUUUACGCCUCAUAGUAAGCAUAAGCGCAAGGCGGAUGAAAUCGAAGAUGUUGGUGACGCAGGGAGCGGCGGAGAGGGCCAGGAUGAUAGGGAAGACACAGACGGAGACGGCGACGUGUCCAGCCGUGAGGGGUUCCAAGAAUGGGACGUGGACAGUUUCGAAGAUGGACAUGAAUUCAUACCCAAUAAGAAGAUCGACCCAAACGAUGAGGAAGCUCAAAAGAUGCGUCGAUACAGGAUUCAGAUGUACGAGAGCAAUGGUUUCAACGUGGAUAGGGAAAACUAUCCAGGGAGAGUAGCCUUCCGAGAACUCAUUCCCAUUAAUCUUGAUGAACCUUUUAAUAGUGGUCUUACAGGGCGAGCCUACAUGCAAAACAACGUUGAUUUGACCUUGCACAAAUACAACAAAAUCAACGGGUUGUCUCUUACAUGCGCAAAUAUUGUGAGGGCUGUUGUUUGCAGAGUCUCCUGUUCAGUCAAAUCCUACAUCACCUUCAUGGCCAGAGAGACUCCUGAUGGAGAUCUUGUUGAAUACCAAGCCAAAACAGAAAAGAUGCCCUGGCAAAAACGAGCUCACGGCCUCUUCUGCAGGCCAACUCCUAAACCAAAGGUUAUACACAUGCCCAGCUACGAGGAUUGUAUAUCCAGUGAUUCUUCCACCGAUAGUAAUGCAUCUAGCCGCGGAAGUGACCAAGCAUGGGAGGUCGAUAGCUUUGAUGAUGAAUCCGAGUACCAACCCCAAGAGAGGAUGUGUCCCAUCGAGGAGGAAGUUCAACGAAUGCGUCUGUAUAGACCAAAGAUGUACCCUAGCAAGGGUUUCCACGUGGAUGGAGAAAGCUACCCUGGGGAAACUGUCUUCUUCUCUCAAGUUGAUCUUGAUAAACGCUACGUCGGUAUUGAGAUAACAGGCCGUGAGCACAUGCAAAACCUGGUAGAUUUGGCUCUUGAAAAAUACAACAACAUCAAGGGAACAAGUGUGACAUGUGAAUCGAUUGUGAGGGCUAAUGUGACGAGAGUGAACGGCCACAAGUUGUACAUCACCUUCAUGGCUAGGGAGUCUCCGGCGGGAGAGCUUGUGGAGUAUCAAGUAAAAACGGAGAGGAAGUUUUGGCAAAAGAAAUAUCAUGCCAUGUUUUGCAGGCCAACUCCAAAAUCCAAAGAUUGAGCUUUUAAUCAGGCUUGUGAGUUGUGAUGAACAAGUAUCCAAGUGGAGGACUAGAAUAACUAUCUUUGGUUUUAAAACGUUAUCUUUUAUCUUUUAGUAGACCUAAUUGUAGGGAUCAACUAAUGUUUCCUCUAGACUUCUUCAAGAAUUGUAAUAUGUACAACUUUUUCUCUUUGAGAAUGGUACUAAUAUCAAUUAUUUCUUCAUUU
This is a messenger RNA of Raphanus sativus (radish), 1475 nucleotides long. RefSeq lists its product as uncharacterized. The transcript is spliced from 7 exons. The record is from RefSeq and is a predicted model, not a curated record. NCBI's taxonomy places the organism in Eukaryota, Viridiplantae, Streptophyta, Magnoliopsida, Brassicales, Brassicaceae. The coding region runs from base 58 to 1266 and encodes 402 amino acids.